AUGAAAGAUCCUCCUAGCCCUAUCGAUGAAGCUAUGCUGGAUCGCAUUCAUGGUUCGAUGAUUGGAAUGGCAUUGGGUGAUGCUCUUGGUGCUCAUGUCGAAUUUCGACCACGACAAUACCUCGUCGAAAACCCAGUGGUCGAUCUCAAAGGGGGUGGAACUUGGGGUCUCGAAAAAGGACAGUUCACCGACGAUACAUCUAUGGCUCUUUGUCUUGCAAAUUCAUUGGUAGCUCGUCAAGGUUAUGUGCCUUAUGAUCAACUAGUUCGUUACAAAUGGUGGUACAGAGAUGGAUAUAUGUCUUCUACAGGAAGAUGUUUCGAUAUUGGUACCGCCACCAAACGAUCACUGUGUAUAUUUGAACGUCGCCAAAGAGAAUUCGCCGUAAAGCAUCAAAUCCCUCUUAAUCAAAUAGAUUUUCUUUCAGAUCAUGUUCUCUUGAAGAAAUUCGAUGUGAAUUGUAGUGAAGAAGGUGUGGCUGGUAAUGGAGCUUUAAUGCGACUUGCACCUGUGCCACUAUUCUUUUAUAAACGUCCCACUCGUGCUGUUCAGUAUUCAGGACGUAGUGGAUUGGUUACUCAUGGUGAUGAAAAAGCCUAUGAUGCCUGUCGUUAUUAUGGUGCUUUAAUCGUGGCUGCUGUCAAUGGAGCAACAAAAGAGGAACUAGUUGACAAAAACUUUUACGAAAAGCAUAAAAAAUGGUUCGGUAAUAAAUCCCUUCAUCCAGACAUUGAAAAAAUAGCUCAAGGUUCUUACCAGAAAGGUGGAUAUGAUAAAGGCAUUCGAGGUAUAGGAUAUAUUGUCAAUGCUCUCGAAGCUGCUUUAUGGGCUUUUUGGUCUGAUAAUGGUUCUUUCCGAAAUGGUGUUCUAGCAGCUGUAAAUCUUGGUGAUGAUGCUGAUACAACAGCAGCCAUCUAUGGUCAAUUAGCUGGUGCUCAUUAUGGUUAUGAAAAUCUACCCGAAGAAUGGAAAAAAGAAGUAUACGCUAAAAACUUUAUUCAAUGCUUGAGCAAGUGGAUCGUUUAUGAAGGAACGAAUUGGUCACCAGAUGGAUCAAAAACUUCAGAGAUAGCUUCUGUGAUUGUUGAUAAGUCACCUUUUACAUCGAAUACAAAUCUAAAUGAAUUGUCCGCGUUAGAAAAUAGUAGAAACUAUGGAUUGCACUCAUUAACAAAAGAAUUAGAUGCACGAUUGGGAUGCAACUCAAUGCUUGGACCACCCACACACUCUCUGAUAGAUUCUCGAUCUCGAAGUCGUUCUUGGCUCAACAUAUCUGACACUUUGAAACUCGAUCCACAUCCACACUCUGGAACUAUUCGUGUAAAGUCAGCAGAACGCCAAGAUCUCGAAAGUCAAUCUCAACGUAAGAACUUUAGCUUUCUAACUAUAUAGAAUCGAGAAAAUUUUCACUGAAAGAAGUAGGAGCAUACCCAGUACUUGUAUUGUCCCAUGCUAUUCUCCUCUUCUGUUUUUCCUUUGUUAUGUCCCUCGAAGAACUUCUAUGCUUCGACUUGAAAUAGACUUUGGAAAGAAGAUAUUUAGCAAUUUGUUACAAUUAGUUCUUUUUUUUUUUUAGGACUUUAUUUUCUGAAGAACUUGAAUACUUGCGAUGAUGUGUGUGAGUGGCUUCGAUCAUUAGGCGAUGAGUAUACGGUUUACAUAAGUUAUUUCAAGACACUCAGCAUAGAUGGGUAUUGGCUUUUAAAUCAAGUUGAUGAUGAAGGACUUAGGAAGUAUGGAGUCGAAAAUGCAGAACAUCGAAGAGUUAUUCUGGAAAAAAUUAAAAAGUUACAAAAAGACUGUCCAGAGCAGUACGCAACAAUAUAAAUAUGAAAACGUUCACUUUCUUUCAGUUUUAAAUAGAAAGUUACAAAAAAAACCUGUCUAAUUGUCUAUCAAGCUGUUUGUUAUAGAAGUGAAAAUAUUGAUGCAGGUGUGGCUAUAGAUGUGCUUGUACUUGUGAGAUUGUAUCUGUGUGUGUGAAUACGAAUGCUGCUUUCUCUUGCUUCAUAUAGAUAUUACAUGUACAGUCAUAUUCUCUCUAGAAAACCCUUUCACGUGGAUGGUGACAUUUUGAAAUUUUCAUCCUUUUCAAAUAAAAGGAAGAGAAAAUUGUAACUGUCGUUUUAUUCUCAGAAUCACUGAACGAUUACUUGAAUAGAAAAGUAGACUCAAUUUAUGUACUUUUUUUUUGUGUAGAAUAGUCUUUCAAGGUAAAAGCCAUGUUUUACUUCAUAUUUCACUUGUUUCUCAUAUUAAAUUACAUGUCAUUUAGUGUAUUUUACAGUUCUUUACGAGUUUUACAAAUUUAUUCAUUUUCAUCGCUCACGAGGGAACAUCCUCAACUGUCCAAUCGCUUUUCGCUUGGUUCUAUUGCCAUUCGAUCAGCCUUAGUGAGUAGUGAAAAAGCCUAUUUUGGUUUGAUUUUCUGAUCUUCUAUUAUUGACUUAUGGACAUUAAUUUACUGGAUCUUUGGCCUAUGGACAUGAGAUUCCAUAAGAACCUGAAUGAUUGAAUUUCGAGCUGAAAUUUUGUACAUAGACAGCUCUCAUAGUCAUUAGAAAAUUCUCAAAGUUUGAACCAGGACAAACAUACCCUUACCAAGAUAUUAGCUUGUGUCGAAAAUAUCCCUGUUUUGAAACAUAGUCGCAAAGAGACUUUUUUUAAAAUCUAAGUAUCUCGAUAACGAUGCAUUCGUUCUGGCUCAAACUUUGGAAAUUUUCUAAUGCCUAUGAGAGCUGUCUAUGCACAAAAUUUCAGCUCGAAAUUCAAUCAUUCAGGUUCUUAUGGAAUCUCAUGUCCAUAGGCCACAAAUCCAGUAAAAUGUCCAUAAGUCGAUAACAGAAGAUCAGAAAAUCAAACCAAAAUAGGCUUUUUCACUACUCACUAAGGCUGUUCGAAUGGCAAUAGAACCAAGCGAAAAGCGAUUGGACAGUUGGGAAUUUUCCCUCGUAAGUUAUUUCGUUGGUAAAGCAAUACAACACAGUUCGACAGACGCAUAGCUCUCGGUCCUCAGCUGUUAUUCGGGCCGUUACUUCUUGUCAUUCUCCUUCCGCAUGAUCACGCUAUACUAUUUAUAACUGCUCCACCAUCAUGCUCCGAUCGUCUUUUAAUGGUACUGAAGAUAUCUGUGAUCAUCUUCGUAGUAUACACAUGUUAACGAUCAUGCUGUAUACAAAUGCAUAAAAUAAGACAAUAGCCUAAGGUGAAACAACUCAGACAGGAUUGUAGCGUGUACAGCAGAUGAGGAUCUUGAGGGUGUGGGUGUGGGUAUAUAUGAAAAGAAUAUCCACACCCACACCCUGAACAAUGGUCAAAACAUGUCGCUGCUAUUGAUAUGAUAGAAAAAUCUAAUGAUAAUGUUGAUAAUGAUCAUGAAACACAAAAAAUCAUCCUUUAUAUCAUUUUGAUGCUGAGCGAUUUGUUAAAGCAAACAAUUUUUUUACUUAUGUUUCAAGAGUUAAUCUUAAAUUCAAUUCGAAAUGGAUAGUAUAAAACUGCACGUGAACAAUUAGAUAAAUAUCUACGUACACA
Rotaria sp. Silwood1 is the source of this 3534-nucleotide messenger RNA. The record is from the annotation of a GenBank genome assembly. NCBI's taxonomy places the organism in Eukaryota, Metazoa, Rotifera, Eurotatoria, Philodinida, Philodinidae.